Molecule: messenger RNA, 2941 nt
Organism: Schistosoma rodhaini
Lineage: Eukaryota; Metazoa; Platyhelminthes; Trematoda; Strigeidida; Schistosomatidae
Source: the annotation of a GenBank genome assembly
GAAAUUAUAAACUUAUGGAUUCUAUAUACUCAUCAGCUAAAGCUAUUGUACAGCAGUAUUACUUGGUUUUACUGUAUGUGGUCAAUUUCAUACAAAUUUAGUAUCUACACCAAGUCAUGAAGAAUCAAUUGGACGAUUAUUAACUCCUACUGAAUUAAUGCAAACAAAUCCUGAAAAAACACAUGUAUUCCCACGUAUACUACGUGGUUUAGCACAAAUAAGAGCUUAUAUCAGUGAAUUUAUUCCACAAACUAAACAUGAUAUUGAACCUGUUGUAAAAAGUUUGAUUGAAGCAACUGAAUCAAUGCAAGAUCGUAUGACUAAUGAAUUUAAUUCAAUUCUAUUCAAUGAUAUUGGAGUUACUGAAGCUUUUCAACUUGGUGACAUCUUGGGAGAACAUGUUGUCACAUUGAUGACGAAAUAUAUAGCUAUUGUACAAUCGAAUAAUGCUUUUAAACAUACAUUUGAUCGUCUUAAAGUUGAAUUUCAAACAUGGUUACGUUUAGUCAAUACUGAAAGUCCAAAUAAUAAUGAUUAUCAGAGUUGUACUGGUCAGUGCAAUGAAUUACGUUCAACAUUUUUUAAUAAUGUAUCUAUACGACCAGAUACAUUUAUGCCUGAAAUUAAUUUUGCUAUAGCAUUGAAAUUUCUAACUACUGAUCGUAAUCAAACUGCUGAAAGUGUACAAGCUCAGUUAAAUCAUGGUAAAGAAUUAUCUAAUAGUCAACUUGAAAAAACUAAAACUUUAAUGGCCGAAAAGAUUAAUAUCCCUGAAUCGAUACGUAAUAUGACAAAUAAACAAUGGGAUCAAUUAGAACCUCAAUUGACUAAAGCUAUUGAAGAAAUUGAUAAGAUCUCUAUAUUCAUAACAAGAUCUCUUUCACCGAAAGUUUCUUCGACUUCUAGUCUUUUCUUAACAUUGAAUCUUUUUUUUUGGUUCUCUAUCUUAUUGAUCACUAUUGGUUUAAUGUGGUUAAUUAUACGAUAUCAUUUUGUACCGACAGAAAUUAGUCUACAUACUCGUAAUCGUAUUCGCCUUGGUGCUAGUAUUGGAUUUUGUAUUCUUGCAUUUAGUAUUAUUUUAGCUUGUUUAUUCUAUUUAAUUGGUGGAUACCUCUAUACUGAAGGUUGUCGUUAUGUAAAUCCUGAACAGAAUGUAAUCAAUAUUACAGAUUAUGAUCCCAUACAUCAUAAUUAUAUACAACGUGCAAUGUUUCCUGUUGAUGCACAUAUCAAUGCUUUCAUUAAUCGUAAUUGGCCAGCGAUUGUUACAAUGGCUAGUCAGUUUUCACAUAUGCCUAUUCCUCAUAUUCGUAGUCCAAUCUAUAGUAUUUUACAUAAUUGCCAUGACAACCAAGGAAUUUUACAAGCAAUGGAUAGUAUUAGAGAUUUUGAUAUGACAACAUUAAAUGAUCCAGAAAUGUCUGAUCGAUUUAUUAAUCUUGGUAAAGAUAUUAUGAUUGAUUCAUUAAGAACAAUCAAUGUUGAUGAAAUGUUCCCUAAGGAGACUGAUGAAAAUUUAGCUAUGGCAUCACGUUUAGAUGAUUUUAUUGUAAAUUAUGAAGAGGUACGUUCAAAAUUACCUAAAACCUAUUUAAGUAUUCAAUCACCAAGUGAUGAAUCUAUCGAUUAUACAUUAUGGCCAGUUAAAAAAAUGUGGAAUUUAUGGGAUAUCUAUUAUACAAAUAUAUUAAGUAAUCGUUUAUCAAUUGAACAAAUAGAUCGAUUAAAUGUUGCUACGGAUAAAGUUCGACAAACAUUAACACAAUUAGAUAAUAUCAUAUCAGAUAUAGAUGAGAAUCUAGUUGUCUUAUCGAAAUUAAAUAAAAUUGCUCCACAUGUUGCUAAAUUACAAAAACGACUUAUUGAACUCAAAACUAUUAUGAAUAAUAAAACAGUUUUAAUCAAUCGAGCUGUCCAUUUAUUUGAUCAAAAUAUUAAAUUUAAUACACCAAUUGAAGCUGAAAAAUUAAUUCUACAAUUUGGACCAAAAAUUAUGUCAAAAGUUGGUCAAUGUUAUCGUUUAUAUGCUGCUGCUGAAGAUUUAAAUGAUGCUAUAUGUAAUGGUAUUGUAAGUGUAUUAAAUGGUUUCUGGUUUUUAUUUGGUUGGGUUACAUUGAUUGGUACAUUAAUCAUAAUAUUUAGUUUAUUACUAUUAAUGCAUAAAACACCAAUAGAUCAAUCAUCUACUGUUGAAAAAUCUUAUCAUAGAAAUAUAAAACAUAAAGAUAUACCUUCUAUGGGAACAGAAACAUCAACAAAUCCUAGUGAAUUAGAAGCACUUAAUAAUCGAUAAAAUUUUAAAAAAAAAAAAAAAGGAUACACAAUCCACCCCCACUACCCUCCUUUACCCUUGUAUAACAAUAAUAAUCAUAAUCAUAAUGUGCAUACAAAUUUAUACUAUUCAUUUAUGUAUAAUAAUACUUCCUUGUCUGUGUGUGUGUGUGUAUGAGUAUGCGUGCGCGUGCGUGUGUGCGUGUGAAUGAUGAUCAUCAAUUUUUUUUAUUCUUUUUACCAUAUAAUCUUUUAACCAUUCUGGCAUGAUUCUCCCCCCCCCUCCUAUUACUCUAAUUGAUUCAAAGCUUAUUUGUUUAUAUUAUUAUUAUUAUUAUUAUCAUGUUAACAAGUCAUGUAUGUCUCUCUAGGAAUUUUCUUUUUUCUAUACAGAAAAAUAUUUAUUUUCUAAAAAAAAAUUAAAAAAAAUUUUUUUUUUUAAAAUCAACCCAGCAACAAAACUAUUGCAUUCUAAUUGUUUUAUCAUUGGAAUUUUUGUUUUGUUAUUUUUUCUAAAUAGACAUACAAUGAGAACGUCAGCUUCUUUUUUUUUUACAAACUCCCCCUCUCUUCUUUUUUUUUUUAAAAAAAAAAUCAAAAAUCAUUUAUAUUACUUUUUUUGUGUAUAUGUUAGUUAAAAUAAAAUGAAAAUAAUUCGGUAUUGUUU